This is a messenger RNA of Chelmon rostratus (copperband butterflyfish), 1221 nucleotides long. RefSeq names its product paired box 2b (gene pax2b). The transcript is spliced from 10 exons. The record is from RefSeq and is a predicted model, not a curated record. Lineage: Eukaryota; Metazoa; Chordata; Actinopteri; Chaetodontiformes; Chaetodontidae. Gene Ontology annotation, biological process: regulation of transcription by RNA polymerase II; anatomical structure development. Bases 1 to 1221 code for a protein of 406 amino acids. Gene Ontology annotation, molecular function: RNA polymerase II cis-regulatory region sequence-specific DNA binding; DNA-binding transcription factor activity, RNA polymerase II-specific.
AUGGAUAUUCACUGCAAAGCAGACCCCUUUACAGCUAUGCACCUAUCCCACGUAGGGCACGGAGGUGUGAACCAGCUCGGCGGGGUGUUUGUGAACGGCAGACCCCUCCCGGACGUGGUGAGGCAGCGGAUAGUGGAGCUGGCCCACCAGGGCGUGCGGCCCUGCGACAUCUCCAGGCAGCUGCGGGUCAGCCACGGCUGCGUCAGCAAGAUCCUGGGCAGAUACUACGAGACUGGCAGCAUCAAACCAGGUGUGAUCGGUGGGUCUAAACCCAAAGUGGCCACGCCAAAGGUGGUGGAAAAAAUCGCAGACUACAAGAGGCAAAACCCAACCAUGUUUGCGUGGGAGAUCAGAGACAGACUGCUGGCAGAGGGCAUCUGCGACAACGACACUGUUCCCAGCGUCUCAUCCAUUAACAGGAUCAUCCGAACAAAAGUCCAGCAGCCUUUCCACCCAUCGCCUGACGGGACAUCCCUGUCGACACCAGGCCAUACUAUAGUACCAAGCACAGCCUCUCCGCCUGUAACCAGCGCCUCCAAUGACCCUGCAGGAUCCUACUCCAUCAAUGGGAUUCUGGGUAUUCCACGAUCCAAUGGCGAAAAGAGGAAAAGAGAAGAAGAUGGUUCAGAUGGUUCUGGCCCAAACAGUGAUUCUCAGGGUAGUGUGGAGAGUUUACGGAAACACCUUAGGGCAGAUGCCUUCACCCAGCAGCAGCUGGAAGCGCUGGACCGGGUCUUUGAACGCCCCUCGUACCCUGACGUCUUCCCCACAUCGGAGCAUAUCAAACCCGAACAGGCUAAUGAGUACUCGCUCCCUGCCCUGAAUUCCAGCCUGGACGAAGUCAAACCCAGUUUAUCCUCUAGCGCCAACCCAGACCUGGGCCCCAGUGUGUCGCAAAGCUACCCUGUAGGUCGAGAUAUGGCCAACACAACCUUACCUGGGUAUCCCCCUCAUGUUCCCCCCACAGGCCAGGGCAGCUACCCAACCUCCACGCUCGCUGGAAUGGUUCCUGGGAGUGAGUUUUCGGGGAACCCCUACAGUCAUCCGCAGUACACAACCUACAAUGAAGCCUGGCGAUUCAGCAACCCAGCAUUACUAAUGCCGCAUCGAGAGGCUCCGCCCCUCCCACUGCUGCCACUGCCUAUGACCGUCACUAGUUACCAUGGAAACCAAAUCAACCUGCAGGACCAUGGCCUUAGCCUCCAUAUUGCCCCGGUGUGA